This is a messenger RNA of Limulus polyphemus (Atlantic horseshoe crab), 3542 nucleotides long. RefSeq names its product protein tyrosine phosphatase type IVA 3-like. The record is from RefSeq and is a predicted model, not a curated record. The transcript is spliced from 6 exons. NCBI's taxonomy places the organism in Eukaryota, Metazoa, Arthropoda, Merostomata, Xiphosura, Limulidae. Gene Ontology annotation, cellular component: nucleus. Gene Ontology annotation, biological process: protein dephosphorylation. Gene Ontology annotation, molecular function: protein tyrosine phosphatase activity. Bases 501 to 1025 code for a protein of 174 amino acids.
UGCCAUUUUACUUAGAAGCGAUCAGUUGAGACUUGUCUGUUUUUAAGGCUGGUUGAGGCUGUUAUUUUUGUUUAUCAGUUUACGCCUGUGAGGUAAUUAACGGGAGCAUUUUUGCUUCAAUGAGUUUCAUUACAGAAGUUAGAAAGAGGAUACAUCACCUGUUGAUGGAGUUGUUUUUGAGGGUGGAAGGAGAGUAUUGCCAGGCACAACACAAGUAAACCUUCUGCCUGUGCUAGUUUUGUAUAGACAACUAGUCCAUUCUGUUUGUGGUAUCUGUAUGGGGUAAAUAGUGGACUAAAGCUUCGGCACACGAGCAGCAACGAAGACAUCUGAUACUGAAAGCUGUAAGCAUUGAGAGAGUAACUUGAGAGCUCUUGAUUUCUCGUGCUUAGUGUUUUAUUACUUGAGGUGGCAAGUUGACAUUUGCUUUGUUUUGGUCAUCUUCAUUUUUUCUUUUUAAAUCCUAAGAAACAAAAAGUUUCUCUGUUUUCUAUUGUGUAAUGGACAUUAUGAAACAAAAAACAAUGAGACCAGCGCCAUCAGAAAUUACUUUCAAAAACAUGCGGUUUCUUAUUACGGACCGACCAACAGAUUCAACUGUUCCCAGUUUCCUGGAGGAAUUGAAGAAGCAUAAUGUUAAGGAUGUUGUGAGGGUUUGUGAAGCCACCUAUGAGACUGAUUUAUUGGAGCAGGAGGGUAUUAAUGUGCAUGAUUGGCCAUUUGAUGAUGGCUCACCUCCACCAGGUAAGAUAGUGGAAGACUGGUUUGAUUUAUUGAAGACAAGAUUCAAAGAUGACCCAGAAGGAUGUGUAGCUGUUCACUGUGUAGCUGGUUUAGGAAGGGCACCAGUACUAGUGGCUUUAGCACUAAUAGAACUGGGCAUGAUGUAUGAAGAUGCUGUUGAGCACAUUAGGCAAAAACGGCGAGGAGCUAUUAACUCUAAACAACUCUCCUACCUGGAAAAGUACCGUCCUAAGUCACGAUUGAAAAUGAAGAAUGGACAUAGGCCUUGUUGUCUUCAGUGAAACAAGCAUCUUCUUAACCUCCAGAAAGUUUUGAAUAGGUUUUAACACUAACUUUGGACAUUGUUGUAUUGAAAUUGUGUUCAUGUUGAGAUAUGGCACAGUAAGAGGCACAUGUAUCUCUGUAAUUUGAUGCUAUACCCCAUCUGCUUCCUACAGGAGUCACAUGUAUUACAUCUCUUAGAUAUUGUGAACCAUUCCUGUUGUAUUUUGCACUUUUUAGAGUAAAUACAACCAUCCAGUUAAAAUUGUUUUCUGUAAGACAUUUUUGUUCUCUCACUGUCUCUUCCUCCAGCUAUUGACUCGUGUAACUGAAAUCUUUACUUUUACUUGUGAACUGGUUUUAAUGUGAAACUAUGACUGUCCAAAACACUAUUUCUUGUAGAGACUAUGGGUUAUCACAAAUUAAAUGAAUGAGAUUUGACUGUCAAAAACAUCUGGUGUCACACACUCUGUGUGAGACAAAAAUUUCCACUUGGUGUUGUUUAAAUGACUUUUCAUGGUAACUGUAUUGAAAUUUAUGUAAAAUCAAGAUUUCCAAGACUUAAUUUGCAGCUUGUUUAUAAUUGAGUGACAAUAUAUUUUAUGCACAGAUAAAUACACAAUUGGUCAUGCAACGAUAGUAAAUUACUGUGGUACUCCAAGAACUGGAGUUGUCUGUGUUGUCCAGCUGUAACUUUUUGCCUAGGGAAUAAUAUUUUUCUAAAAUAAUUUGGGCCAUUUUUAAUGUUAUCCAUCAAUCAGUUUUCUUCAAAAUGCUUAUAAAAUUAGCAGGAAAUUUUUCUUUUUAUGUUAAACAUUAAAAUAUUGCAAUAUGUAUCAUCAUCAGUUUAUGUUAUUAAAAUAUUUUUCAAUUGUAUUACAAUUACAAAGGUGACGUUAAAAUAUGAAUAGGUAAAAAUUAAUGCAGUGCAACUUCAUUUUUUUUGUUUCAGAUUUUGUCUCGGAUAUUUUAAUAUAGUUGUGAAACUUAGAUAUUUCUCUCUUAUGAGUGUUUUUAUCAAUGUGCAAUGAAGUAUUGCUGGAUAAACGUAUUAAAUGUGAAUACGUUAUUCCUAAAAAAUAAUGCUGAGUUGCUAGUUUUUAGAAUUUAAUGUUUCACCUCAUUUGGAAAGUGCAGUAAUCUUCAAAGCAUCUGUGUUUAGCAGCUUCAGGUGCUCCUCAAUAUUGUGUAUUUUUACCAAAAACAUUACAUGCCCAAUACAGAUAUAAAAUAGUUAUUUUAUAUCUGAUCAGUGAUUCUUCUACUAAAUUUGUAGUGAUUCUUAUUAUUUUAACCCUUUACAGAAUUAUAUUGGAUUUAACAGUUUUGCUCUGUUUCAUUUGCUGCUUGUUUAACAGCUGAGUAUUCUAAAACACUUACUGAAACAGUUAAUUUAUUUUUCACAAAUUCUUACAAUGGUCAGAUUUGCAAUGUGAAUAUAAUAUUUCAGAAAAAAAAUUAACCAUUUAGAUUAUAAGGAGCUAAUAAUCAUUCUUACAGAAUUCUAAUUCUAGAAAUAAUUGGUGCAGGUGUUUUGUAAUGAAAAUGAACUAUGUAAUUAUGUUGAACUUGCAAUUACUGGGUUUAAAAUUUUGUUGUGAAAAAAUCAUUAAUCCAAUUAAGUUACAGGAAUACCUCGCUCUUGAUGUCUUCAAUAUUUCCAGAUAAAUAAAAAACUUAGGGAGAAGGAUAUAAAUAAAACUUAUUAUUUUGCAACUACAUUUCCAAGCUCCUUACAAAAACAUUAUUAUUAGAUCUUUUUUUUGUUUAAUGUUAGUGGUUUUUCUUUUAAUUAAAUUAAAUGUGAUUAAAUUAUGUAAUUAAUUAUUCCCCUCUAUUAGAGGAACCUGACAGGCCAAAAGAAAUAAAACAACUCUAACAGUCAGUGAAUGGAUUUAUUCAUUUAGUAUCCUUCUUAUAUCUUAAUUAAUUAAAUUUGUUUUUAAUUUUCAAUAUCAAAAGACUAUGUUAAAUGUCCAUUCUUUUGUAUCCUGACAGAAGCUUUUGCUUUAUGAAUUUUUAUUUAGAUUCUCUUUUUGUGAUUUUUUUUAAAAGUAAAAACUAGUUAAUCUUGUUUUUGUAAACGUUUUAGUUUGAACAGAGCUGUGAGUUUUCAGAAAGAGCAAAUUGGAAUGAACUCGUUAGAUUUAGUAAUAGACUUGUGACUGUAUGGUUGGAAAAAAAAAGUAAGUAGCUAGACAAAUUAGAUUUUGGUAUAUUUCUCUUUUUCUUUUGUGGUGAUGAUAUGUGUACAGCUCAUUGUUAUAUUCCCAACUGUGUACAAUAAAAGUGACCUUUUAUUUCCCUAAUGUUCAUUCUCUUUCAACCAAAAGAGAGAGAAAUUUUUAUCAGCUUAAGUCUAACUCCUACUGUGGCCUAUUUAUUCACAUCAUCAAUCUUCAUAGAGGCUUGUAAGAUUUUCCUGACACUUGCUGUAUGUGCCACUUGUUAUGCUGGAUGUAGAUUGAUGCAGAGUUCAGAAGAUUGUAAUAUCAACUGUAAUUGAUGUAUUUUAAUAAAUCAUAGUUGGUACAACA